Messenger RNA from Tripterygium wilfordii, 4765 nucleotides. Its product is annotated as disease resistance protein RGA2-like. The record is from RefSeq and is a predicted model, not a curated record. Gene Ontology annotation, biological process: defense response to other organism. NCBI's taxonomy places the organism in Eukaryota, Viridiplantae, Streptophyta, Magnoliopsida, Celastrales, Celastraceae. The transcript is spliced from 4 exons. Gene Ontology annotation, molecular function: ADP binding. The coding region runs from base 1151 to 3838 and encodes 895 amino acids.
AGCGAGUGAGACGCUUUUGGUAGUCGCGCGGUGAUGGACUUCACUUGGGUUUUCAUGAAUUUCGCAAGAUAUUUUCGUCUUUGCGGCUUUUCGCUUGAAGAGCUGGCUUUCUCAUAUGAGUUGGGCCACAACAAGCGUCCACGCAUCUACAACAGGGCACGUCUCUUGCCUUCUCAUCUCAUCGUCGCUUCACAGUUCACACAGCUUAGUUGGUUCAUAUGUUUUUCUCUCACCUUGCUUCACCAGAUCGGCCUUCACGGUAUGUUGCAUGCUUGGUUGGUUCUUGCUACCGAUGCCGCUGCCUGUUUGGCGAUUGUGGCCUUCGACUAUCUAGGUUAACUGUUAUGGUUCAAAAUGCCAGGAAAUGGAAUGCAGCCUUUUGUCUGAGUAUGAAAAACCCUGAUGCAAGAUCAUCAAGGGUCAAAUAGUAAGGAUAUGGGACUUCACAACGAAAAAUUGUAGAACAACUAUGGAUACGACCAUUACUUAUGCGGAAAAGGAGAGAUGCUGAUUAUGGAAAUCAAUUGUCUGUAAGGUUAAAAACGAACUUAUAAAUGAUUAUAUCAGAUAUGUGACUGACUAUACAUGUAUGGUUUCACUUGCAAUCAAGUGUUUACAGUUACGGAGAAAAAUAAAGUGUUCAUAGUGACUAACCUCAAUACAUGAUAUUCUUCCGUGCAUUGAGCUGCGCCAUCGGUGCAGCGAGAUGCUAGUUAACUAAUUAAAAUGCAUUUCUUGAUUGGGCUAUCUCACUUAAUUUGUAGUCUUAGUCUUCAUUUAUGUCUUCGUACCAAAUUUCCUUAAAGCAUACGAUAUGUGGGGUCCAAAUUAGUUGAAUAAAAGAACACGUACAAGGAAGUCUAUGAUUUAAAUGUAACAACUACUCCCCAAAAAUACUCCUAUUUGACUUCGUAAAAUCAUCACUCCAAACUUUUCAAGAUUCAACUUCGUAGAAUCAACUUUUUCAUCUGCAACUUUUUUUAUAUAUUUUCCAUGAUCAUGGACCAAAUUGUAUGACUCCGGCAACAAACAAUCAAUAGAGAAAUGCAAAACCAAAAAAUUACCUCUCAUCUUACUUAUUUUAUUUCUUCGUGCUCAACAAAUCUUCCUUAAACCAACCGGUUUGUGUCUUUCAUUUGUAUCAAAACACAUGGCAGAAACAUUUCUAUUCAAUAUUGCAGAAAAUGUUUUGGGAAAGAUAGUCUCUCUUGCCCAUGAAGAAAUAUGUUUGGCAUGGGGUGUAGAGAGCAAUAUGAAAAAGCUUGUUGAGAACUUAUUAUCCAUCAAAGCUGUUCUCCUGGAUGCCGAGGAGAAGAAGGCACAUAACCACGAGCUGCGUAUCUGGCUUGGGAGGCUUAAGGAUUUCCUCUAUGAUGCCGAAGACGUGAUGGAUGAGUUUAAUUAUCAAGGGCUUCGCAAGCAAGUGGUGAAAGAGUAUGGAACCAUAAAAACCAAGGUACGCAGAUUAUUCUUUCCAAGCUCAAAUCCACUUGCAUUCCGUUUCAAAAUAGGUCAUAAGAUUAAGAAGCUUAAGGGGAGACUAGAUGAUAUAGCAGCUCAGAAGUCUAAAUUUCAUCUCACGGAGCUACUUACUUAUGGCAUGGGGGGGCACAGAGAAAGGGAGAUGACAGAUUCCUUUGUGCGUGCAUCAAAUAUUAUUGGAAGAGAUGCUGAUAAGGAAAAACUCAUGAAGUUUCUAUUGAAAUCAGAUGAUCAAGCUGCAGGUAUAAUCUCUGUUAUCCCUAUUGUUGGAAUAGGAGGGUUGGGAAAGACUACUCUAGCUAAGAUGUUAUACAAUGAUAAGAGAGUAGAUGCACAUUUUCAAUUGAAAAUGUGGACGUGUGUCCCUGAGGAUGAAUUUGAGAAGAAGAAGAUACUAGUAAAAAUGCUCAAGUCCUUAACUGAUCAAGAUGUUAGUAACUUGGAUACUGACCAGUUACAAGCUCGCAUUCGAGAUCAACUAAACGGAAAGAAAUUUUUACUUGUCUUGGACGAUGUGUCGAUGGUUGAACGUAUUCGCAGUAAAUGGGUUGAGCUGAGAGAAUUGUUGGAAAUUGCUGCCAUUGGAAGUAAAGUGAUUGUAACAACACGUGAUGAUAGAGUGUCUGAAAUGCUGGGUACUAUUGAAGGAUACAAGUUAAAACGUCUUCCACAAGAGGAUUGUUUGUGUUUAUUGAAAAAAUGGGCGUUCAAAGAAGGAGAAGAGGAGCGCUACCCGUACCUCCUGGAAAUCGGAGAGGACAUAGUGAAGAAAUGUGGAGGACUUCCUUUGGCGGUGAGGACCUUAGGGACCCUGCUCUACUCGAGAAAUGAAGAACGGUACUGGAAAUCCAUAAGAAAUGAUGAGAUAUGGAAACUAAAACAGGAUGAAGGGGACAUUUUACCUGCACUAAGACUAACUUAUGAUCAAAUGCCAUCUGAAUUGAAGCAAUGUUUCGCUGUUUGUUCUGUCUUUCCAAAAGGUUAUGUGUUCAGCAGUUUUAUGUUGGCUCAGUUUUGGAUGGCACACGGUCUACUUCAAUCUCCAGAAGGAAACCAGGAACCUGAAUAUCUUGGCUUACAAUAUGUUAAGGAGUUAUACUCAAGAUCAUUCUUUCAGGAUUUUGAGGAUUAUGGUUAUCUUUACGUGUUUACAAUGCAUGAUUUGGUACACGAUCUUGCACUCUUGGUUGCCCAAAAUGAGUGCUCAACUGUCAAUUUUCAAACCAAGAGUAUACCUGAAGGUGUGCGCCAUCUUUCAUUCUCCGAUGCAGAAGCUUUAUUUGGUGAAGAGGUUCCAUGUCUUCCACAAAAUCCAAGAAAUAUGAGGACUAUACUUCUCCAAUUUGAACGACCAACAGUUACAAGUGAAUCCUCCAUUGCUGCAUGUAUCUCUAAGUUCAGGUUUCUAAGGUCGUUGGAUCUAAGUUAUUCAUCAUUUGAGUUGUUGCCCAGCUCUAUUGGUGACCUAAAACAUCUGAGAUCUCUUCUCUUGUGCUUCAAUCGUAGAUUAAAGAAAAUGUCCAACUCAAUCUGCAAGCUCCACAAUCUACAAACUCUACUCUUACAUGGAUGUGUAGAACUUGAGGAUCUGCCAAGAGAUAUUCGGAACUUGAUCAGCCUAAGAAAUCUGUAUAUCACCACGAAACAGAAGAGUUUAACAGUGAAUGGAAUUGGGUGCCUGAAAUCUCUCAGAUCUCUGUUCCUGUUCAGAUGCACCAAUCUUGAAUCCCUCUUUGAACCAACAGUACACCUCCCUGCUUUGAGAGCAUUGCACAUCGACUCUUGUCCUAACUUGGUGUCUUUGUCACACAUUCUGAGGAACCUAACUGCAUUAGAUACAUUGAUAAUUCGGCAAUGUAUGCACAUGGAUUUAAUGGAUGAGGUGGAAGACGGUGGUCAAAAUUUGAAACUUCAGUUGCUAGUACUAGCUGGUUUGCCACAAUUGACUAUCUUGCCAAGAUGGCUUCAAGGGUCUUCGGAGACUUUGGAAUGCUUGUGUGUUGGAUAUUCUCCCAAUUUUUCAUCCUUGCCUGAGUGGCUGCGCAACUUCAAAUCACUCAAAACGAUUGCAGUCGCAGACUGUCCUAGCUUAUGGUCUCUACCAGACUCCUUUGGUUGUCUCACAAACCUUAAGGAAUUGAAGAUUCUAAAUUCUCCACAACUAAGUGAAAGAUUCCAGCCAGAAAUAGGCUUAGUUGAUCAGUUGCUCAGGCAGCAUCACGUAGGAUCAAGGAUCGUAGUCUUGCAGUCUCACAAGAAGGUCGGCACGUCGCUGCCAAAGAUGUUUGGUAUAAUAGAGAAGCUAGCUUUGAUGGUGUUCUACCGAUCGAUCUCCUCUAAAAAUGUCUUCUUCUAGUUCUGUAGUUUUAAGUGCUUUCUUUUGAUUAUAUCUCAAGCAAAGGAAGCCCUAUAUUGUGACAAUGUGCUUUCAUCAAAAUAAAACAUGUUGGAUUCUUCCAUCUCUUGAGGCUAAACUCUAGACCCUGAACUUAGGGGUGAAAACGAGUUUAUCGGAGCGAGCUUUACCAUGUUCAAGCUGGUUUGUUUGCUGAAAAAAAUUAUUGAGCUCGAGCCAUUUAUUAAAACAACUCAAGAAUCUUGUUCAAGCUUGUUUGUUAAGCUUAUUAAGUGAGUGGCAAAUAUGUCGAGUAGUUUGGCACAUUCCGAUUUGCCUAAUUAUAGUUGAAGAGAAUUGGCCGAUUCAAGUACCAGAAUGCAUAGUUUUACUACGUAUUUGCCAAGCCUUAAUACGAUACUGGUCAAAUGGGAUCUCGCUGAAUGGAUCAUCUUAAUUUUUAGUCUCAAGUCUUUUUCAUUUAUGUCUUCAUACCAAAAUUUCUAAAAGCAUAUGUAUAUAUGGUCCAAAUUAGUUGAAUAUGAACACAAUUAAGUCUAUGAUGUAAACACAGGUUUUUGUUGGUGGGUAUAGCGCAGCGGAACAAACAAGAUUAACAAUCGAUAAUAAUCCAAUCGGGAGAAAGGCUCAACCACCACAAGCAUACAAACAAGUAAAUACGCAAGAGAGUAAAGAAGAACACCGAGAUUUACACAGUUCGGCUAUACCAAACCUAUGUCCACGGGGUUGCGCGAGUUUUCCACAAGAUGAAGAAAAUCGAGCCUCUUGGACAACCUCCAAGUUUGCUCAACACAAGCCUUGAUCACAACCCUUCAGAAUUUCACAAGAAAUUACACCAUUAUUCACUCAAUAAUGAUCUCACAAAAGUCUCCUCACUAUGUUUUUCGUCUCUCUUUAAAACCCUAGAAAGAUCCCUCUCAAAACAAA